UCCUCCUGAGUGUCCCUUGCACUGGGGGAGAUGAUGUGAGGUGAAGGUGGUGGUGUGGAUCUGGGGGAUGCUGGGAGGUGGAUUAUCGGGGGCUGCUGUCACCCUGACACUCUCCAAUGCCAAGGACACCUUCCUGCGCCUUUCCCCCGAGCUCAGGGCACAGCUACGCCUGGAGCAGGGUCAUGCAGUGGAGGUAUCAUGGGGCGAUCAGCCAGUUUACCUUGGAUGGAUGGAGAGUCGGAGCAGAGCAAACUCUGGGACAAUCGAGCUGAACAGACAGCUGGGAGAGAAGCUUGGACUUGCGGAAGGACAGCAGGUGUUCCUUAAGCAAUGUUGUAAUGUCACAUCGUGUAAAGAAGUCACAGUUGAACCCAUGACUGCAGAUGACUGGGAAAUACUGGAACUGCAUGCAUCUGCCCUGGAAACGAGCCUUCUUGAUCAAAUUCGUAUUGUUUAUCCCAAAGCUAUAUUCCCAGUGUGGGUUGACCAGCACACAUGUGUUUACAUCCAAAUAGGAUCAUUGACGCCCGCUGCAAGUUACGGCAGACUGGAACCUCUGACGGAGUUAAUAGUGUCUCCAAAAUCCAGAGACUCUGAAGACCGUUUAUCCCAUUUGUCACAAUUAAGAACUGAUGAUUUUUUUAAGGGACCUAAUCUUAUACCCCAGGAAUCUGCACCUUAUGAGUCGACGAGUAGCAGGGAUUCCUCUGCAUCCGAGAGAGGAAAUGAGCCUGCUGUAAUAGAGAAUCCUGCCAGUUUGCCUUAUGUUUCAGCUUUAUGGGACACACUGGGAAAUCUGUAUUCACAUGCUCUGGGAAGGGGCCCCUUGCAAGAUUCAGGUGGCACUGACAAGGACUUAUUUGAAAGAACGUUGCUGAAAAAGAUUCAGUUAGAUGGAAUUUUUCGGGUGUCUCGCCAUGUCCCUCAAAUUAUAAGAAGCAGCGAGGCUUUCAUGCAGCAUUCAAAUUAUAAUACCGUUCAGGUCUUUUUAUGGUACCCAGAGCCCUCUGGUGUAACUGCUGAUGUGGUAGUAUCAUACGGGAGAAUGGUAGAGAUCCCAUCACCAAAGAGGCGUAAAAAACAAAAUAAAUCAAACAGAGAGAGAUCAGAGGGGAAAACUGAGCCAGAGGAAGCAUUCGAUAGGUGGCCGGAGGCGGUGGUAAAGAUUGUGUGGCAUGGCUUUGACGAUAUCAAAGAUGUCAUUGAAUAUGAUACCAGAAACGGAAAUACGCAUACUGCAAAAGUGUGGGUUCCAGAGAGAAUUAGAAAGAAUUUGAAUAUCAAUACAUCAUCAGCUGUGAAAAUACAGUCUCUGGAAUCACAGCCCAAGGUCCCAUCAUCUCUUACCCUGCAACCAAAGCAGCCUCUGGAAAAAAACAUAACAACAGAAAAUAUAAGAUCUGCAUUGAAAACAUGGCUUCAAUCAUCUGGUUCCUCAUCAUUACCAUGGCUAUCAGGAAGAACAGGCAAUGUACAGCUCUCCAUCAAUGAAGAUGUGUUGGAAUUCUCAUACAGUUUGGAUGAUUCGAUUGACGAAGCAAGCCAGGAUCAAGUCUACAUCAUGUACCCAACCCAGCUACAGAAAACUAAAAUUCAUGUUGAUAUGGAGUCUAAGCCAUCUGAGGAUCCCCCAAAAACUUCACAAGCUGACCAAAGCCUCCCAUAUCUGAAGAUGAAUAAACUAGGAGGUGUCGAUGACUUGCUCUUAUCCUGCUAUGAUCAUAUUAUUCAUUGUUUAAUGGGACGUCCAUUAUCAAGACAACUAGUCUCCACAUCUUCAGGACUCCGGAGCGGAGCCAUCCUACUUUCUGGACCAAAGGGCUGUGGAAAGUCCACCAUAGCAAGGGCAUUGUGUAAAGAAGCAUCUGAUAUCCUGGAAGCUCAUGUGGAGGAAAUAGACUGCAAGUUAUUAAAAGGAAAGACACUGGAGAGCAUAUGUCAGAAUGUGGAGGAAGCUUUCGCUGAGGCAGCAUGGAGGCAACCGGCCAUUGUACUGCUGGAUAAUCUGGAUAAAAUUGCCGGUGUUCCAUUAUCACCGGAAUUGGAGCAUAGCCCUGAAGCCGCCCAGAGCAAGCAGUUUUCUUACGUUCUGAAAGAUCUGAUGAAGGAAAUAAUUACCUUGGACACCCAAAUUGCUGUUAUAGCAACCAGCCAGACAGAGCGCUCCCUAAAUCCUGUCCUGGUUUCUACACAAGGAAUCCACCUCUUCCAGUGCCUUAAAACCGUCCAGCCUCCAGCUCAGAAAGAAAGAGUUGAACUGAUGCGUAGCGUUAUAGAACACCGACUUUCCUGUGAAAUCACUCGCUUCCAAGAUCUUGAUCUGAAUCACCUUGCUAAAGAAACAGAAGGAUUUGCUGCAAAAGAUUUUACCAUGGUUGUGGAAAGAGCUGUAGAAUUUAGUUUUGCCGCCAGAAAGAUACACAACAAACAAGACUUGCUUUUGACAACUUCAGACUUCCAGAAAGCUCUUAAAGGUUUCACUCCCAUGUCCCUGAAGAAGGCAAACUUACAUAAACCGAAAGAACAAGGUUGGACUAUGGUGGGAGGAUUGCAUGACAUUAGACAGACUCUCAUGGACACAAUUGAGUUACCAGCAAAGUAUCCAGAGAUAUUCGCCGCCCUCCCUAUACGCCACAGAUCUGGGAUUUUGCUGUACGGCGCUCCAGGCACUGGGAAGACUUUGCUAGCUGGAAUUGUAGCUUAUGAAAGUGGGAUGAACUUCAUCAGCAUCAAGGGUCCGGAACUUCUCAGCAAAUAUAUUGGAGCAAGUGAGCAGGCAGUACGAGACGUCUUUACAAGAGCACAGGCUGCUAAGCCCUGUAUCCUUUUCUUUGAUGAGUUUGACUCUAUUGCACCUCGGCGGGGUCAUGACAACACCGGUGUCACUGAUAGAGUGGUCAACCAGAUGCUGACCCAGCUAGAUGGGGUGGAAGGAUUACACGGAGUGUAUGUACUGGCAGCUACAAGCCGCCCAGAUUUGAUUGAUCCUGCUCUACUCAGACCCGGACGCUUGGAUGAGUGUCUUUACUGUCCACCUCCAGACCAGGCUUCCCGAUAUGAAAUCCUAAAAUGCUUGAGCCACUCCAUGCUCUUAGACGAUGAUGUGGAUCUGCAGCACAUGGCCGGGGUGACAGAAAACUUCACCGGAGCUGACCUGAAAGCUUUGUUGUACAAUGCUCAGUUGGAAGCCAUCCAUGCAGGCCUUGGAACUAGCACAUCAGUGCAGGACAAUGGCUCUGGAUCUGAUAGUGAUGCAAGUUUAUCAUCAAUGAUAUUCCUGAACCACAGCAGCGUGUCUGAUGAAUCCGGAGAAGCAGACAGUGUCUUAGAUCAAUCCCUUACCUCUCUGGAAAUGAUCAAAAUCCCCCCAGAAGACCCCAAAUCCAGUAUAUGGCGUCUGUAUUUUGGGAGCUCCAAUGAUUCAGAUCUGGGAAACGGCAGCUCCGAUAAGACCUGCCACAGCUUGUCUGGAAGCAAUUCCUUAACUCAUGAUUUCACUGGCUUGUCUGUAGGAGAAUUAGUGCCUUUCCAACCAGUAGUGCUCAAAACCUCCUUACAAGAAGAUCAGCAGGAGCAAUGUCAGAGUCUAAACGCUGAGAUCUCUGUUCCCACCUACAUGAAUGUGCAGGAAACAUCUCACUGUCCCACCGAAUCAAACAAGAGACUACGCAUCAACCAACACCACCUUAUGACUGCGCUCGCCAGCACAAGACCAUCUAUAAGUGCAGAAGACAAGAGAUUUUUCAAUCAGCUCUAUGAAAACUUCCAGAAUCCGAAGAAAUCAGGUGGACAGCUCUCCAGAAGUAGCAAGAAAGUAACGCUGGCCUAAUACCGUCAAUGUUAGGAAUUUUCUGUAAAAGUAAUGUACAAUUAUUUGAGUUAUGUUCAUAACACAGAAUAAAUACAUUUAUUUUUCAAGUUUU
This is a messenger RNA of Rana temporaria (common frog), 3923 nucleotides long. It is a transcript of the gene PEX1, whose product is annotated as peroxisomal biogenesis factor 1. Gene Ontology annotation, molecular function: ATP hydrolysis activity; ATP binding. Bases 68 to 3829 code for a protein of 1253 amino acids. The transcript is spliced from 24 exons. NCBI's taxonomy places the organism in Eukaryota, Metazoa, Chordata, Amphibia, Anura, Ranidae. Gene Ontology annotation, biological process: protein import into peroxisome matrix. Gene Ontology annotation, cellular component: peroxisomal membrane; peroxisome; cytosol. The record is from RefSeq and is a predicted model, not a curated record.